AUGGCCGAACCGCAACCAAAGACUGUCCAUGAGGGCGCCACCGGCGACGUCGAGGAUGAAGCCCAAAAUACUGCCAAGUCAGCCGAGGAUCGCAAGGCCGCCGCCGCCAUGGCGAGCUUAGAUGCGCGGGGAGAUGAUGCUGGCGCUUCAGGUAACACCGUUGACCAGGACGCUGUGAGCAAAGUCGUGAAGAGCCUUGGAAGCGGUAGUGCUGCCGAGAAGAAGGAAAUCAAGAAAGUCAAGGUCGAUCCUGCUGAUGUUACGUUAUUGGUUGAGGAAUUAGACCUUACCAAGCCGAAAGCUACUGAGUUGCUUAAGUCGCACGAUGGUAAUGCAGUCGAGGCUAUGAAGGCUUUUGUUUCCACCUGGCAAUAA
Molecule: messenger RNA, 375 nt
Organism: Hypoxylon fragiforme
Lineage: Eukaryota; Fungi; Ascomycota; Sordariomycetes; Xylariales; Hypoxylaceae
Exons: 2
Coding region: 1-375 (124 amino acids)
Biological process (GO): negative regulation of apoptotic process; protein stabilization
Source: RefSeq, a predicted model, not a curated record